Messenger RNA from Rotaria socialis, 1068 nucleotides. NCBI's taxonomy places the organism in Eukaryota, Metazoa, Rotifera, Eurotatoria, Philodinida, Philodinidae. The record is from the annotation of a GenBank genome assembly.
AUGUCGAACAAAUUCUUUGAACAAGCAAAUGAAGCUUUCGUCGACGAGAAAUAUGAAGAAGCACAUGAAUUUUAUACAAAAGCUCUUAUGAAGGAUGACAAAACCGAUGAUCUAUUUACUUCGAAGAUCUUAGCAUCACGUGCUCAAUGCUCAUUAAAAUUAAAAAACUAUGCAGAUGCUGUGAAAGAUAGUAAUGAUGCCAUUCAAUUAGAUACAACAAAUAUCAAGGCAUAUAUUCGUAAGGGUAUUUCUUUAUACAGUCAAGAUUUAAAAGAGGAAGCUCUACAAACAUUUUCUAGUGGACUUGAAUUGGACUCUGCAAAUGAACAAUUGAAAAUAUGGCAACAAAAAUGUGAUAAAGCAUUAGCAGACAAAAAAUCUGUUUUGACAACUGUUUCUGUUGAAAAAACGAAGUUAGCGAAUCAUACUCUACCUGUUCCUCCAAUGGUACCAGUUAAAAUCAAGCAUUCAUUCUAUCAAACAGACAGCGUUGUUUCUAUUCAAAUUCCUAUAAAAGGUCUUAAGAAAGAUGAAGUACACGUCCAAUCCACAGAUACAACUAUCAACAUAAGUACGAAAGUACCUUCUUCUGGUCAAGAUUAUUUACUUGAACUGGAUCUUGCUUAUCCAAUUGAUUCAUUGCGUACAAAUUUCAACGUUACUGGUUCAAAUAUUGAAAUAAAAUUAUACAAGCGACAAGCCAUACAAUGGAUAUCGUUGGAUGCAAAAUCACCAGCAGCUAAAGCUCAACCACCAAUUCCAAUGAGUCGACCUGUAGUUGAAAAAGCCCCGACGUAUCCGUCGUCAAGUAAACGUGCAAAAGAUUGGGAUAAAUUAGAAGUUGAGAUAAAGAACGAUGAGAAAGAAAAUAAAGAUAAUAUGGGUGACGCUAAUGCAAUUUUUGAAAGACUUUAUAAAGAUAGUGAUGAAAAUACACGCCGUGCAAUGAAUAAAUCAAUGUAUGAAUCUGGUGGUACUUGUUUAAACAUGAAUUGGGAAGAAGUAUCAAAAGGACGAGUCACCUGUGAACCACCUGAUGGAAUGGAAUGGAAGAAAUAUGACUCGUAA